AUCUAAAUUUAUGUUUUUAAAAGAUACAAAUGUAAAAUAAAUAAAAUGUGCGACAAUAAAGAAAGAUGCGAGCCAUGUCGCACUAUCAAUUUGGCGAAGCACAUAAACCAACCAAAGCCCGACAUGCAAAUAUACGACAAAUGUACUCCUCCGAGGAAGAUAGAAUGCGGUCGCGUUACAGAGCUUCCCAUUCACCCCACGUGCAUAAACAUAUGCACCAAGGAAUUACAGUUAAAAAGUGCCAAGAAACUGCCUAAAGUGACUGCACCUUAUGCUCACGGCAAGCUUAUGUAUUUAGUCAAAGCUGGUAUCCUGGUAGGCACUGCGUAUUUCACUUACUCGCAGGGAGUGUGGGGCGACCAGAAUGACUCCACGGAAUGUAUACGACGCUGGCAAGAAUACAUGCGCAGCAUAAAUACGAGAAAACCGCCCUUAUUCGACAAGUGUGGUCGUGUUGUUAAAAAAGAAAAUAAUGAAAGCUUGUUAGCACCUUUGUACUCAUUUUACAAGAGCUUUGUGACCACGUGUUUUUCAGGCAUCGUAAAAAUUCCGGUACAUGUAAAAUGUGCAUACCUCGACUACCUGAAGGCGCUGGAGAGGAAGGAAGCUGAAGAGGCAAAGGAGAGAAAAUUACGGAAAGAAAGAGGUUAAAUCUGAUGUGAUAUGUUUUUUUACUUCUUGCAACAUUGUUUAAAAUUUUUAAUAAUGGUUAUUUUGUACAUUGCAACACUGUUUUGAUAA
Messenger RNA from Papilio machaon (common yellow swallowtail), 741 nucleotides. RefSeq lists its product as uncharacterized. Lineage: Eukaryota; Metazoa; Arthropoda; Insecta; Lepidoptera; Papilionidae. The transcript has 5 exons. The record is from RefSeq and is a predicted model, not a curated record. Bases 46 to 651 code for a protein of 201 amino acids.